GGGUCCUCAUCUAAGAGAAGUGUUGAUGAUGCUGAGGAGUCAAAUGCCGCAGUCAAACGAUUCUGCAAGAAGAAGUGUAUCAUUCACUGCACCGACGAUAGCAGUGAUUUAGUUAAUCCUAAAGACGAGGAGUCGUGGAAAACCUUGCUACGAGCAGCAGAGAUUCGAAAUCAUCAAGAAAUCCUAGAACUUUCGAAGUCUUUAAGCGAAGGAGAAGUCCCGUUCAUUUACUACCAUCGAAAGUGUCGAAGCAUUUUUACAAUGAAAAAGUUAUUAGAUAAAUUAUCCCAGCAAUCAUCCAAUAGCCAGACUCAACCGGAAAAGGUGGCUAGGAGAGUCUCUAUUCGAGGAUCUUCCAAUAUUUCCACAACAUACGAGCGCAUUUGUAUUUUUUGUGAAAAGCCAAAAUAUUUCAAGGGUACAAGGAAUCGUGAGCCUUUAGUACAAUGCCGAGAUAUGCGUGCAGAUAGCUCUAUCAGAAAGAUAGCUACAGAAAAGAAUGACAGCAAGAUUCUUGCCCUUGUGUCGCGCGAAUUAGUUGCAGCAGAGGCUUGUUAUCACAGGACAUGCUACAGGAGUUACACUAGACCAGAAGCAAGCAGCAUUGUGAACCCUGAUAUGAGCAGCGAAUCUCCGGAUGAUGAAUAUGCCCGUCUAGAGUCUGAUGCUUACCAGAUGCUCUUUGACUUCAUCAGGUCAGAUGUAAUAGAAAAGGAGAAAGUCGUAAGGCUGUCUGAGAUGACGCAGUUACUUGUACAGUAUCUAAUGUCAUUAGAAGCUAAGGAAUGUAAGCCAUCAACAAAGAAGCAUAUCAAAAGGAACAUAGAAGCAGAAUUCAAUGAGUUGAUCAAGUUUGAAAACUUGCUAGACAACAACCGUGUAUUCCUAAUCCCUGCUAGCCUAACACCAGUGCAAAUCGCUAGAAAUGUACUAAAUAUCCUUAUGGCAGAAAAAGAAGACAAAGGCUCAACAACAAAGAUCUCAAAUAUUCAGAAAGCUGCAGCUGACAUCCGCGAUGCCAUUCGAAACGAAGAAAGCAAAAUGUCAUGGCCACCGCGCCCCUCAGAGCUCAAUGACAGCGCCAUAGAGGUCCCUGAAGAGCUAAGUGCGUUUUUGUAUACCUUGCUAACUGGCAACAAAGAUUCGCCAGGGGGAGAAUGUUGUCAAAGAGUCCAGCGGUUGAUGAAGUCGUUCGCGCAAGACCUAGUAUUCGGAGUAACCAGAGGGAGGAUUAAGCCGCCUAAACAAAUUCUUCUCUCGUAUGCUGUAAAAACUCUCACAAACAAUGUUGAGCUAGUGUCUAUACUAAACCGUUAUGGUCAGGGUAUUUCUUAUUCCCAGCUUGAGGAAAUUAACACUGCUCUUUGUAUGCAGAAAAUGGCAACAACAACAAGUGAAAUUCCUCUACCUGCCAAUAUACAACCUCAUGUUAGUACCACAUUAGCAUGGGAUAAUAUUGACCGACUCGAAGAGACUCUUUCAGGUGAAGGCACUUCACACCGUGUAAACGGCAUAGCAGUACAGGCGAGACAUUUUGGCCCCCAUCCCCUCACUGAGCAGCCACCUGGGAUCACUAAAAGUAAGCAAAGGAGUGUUGGACCACUUGAUGCUGUUGCUCUACCCAUUUACAAUGCAGGUGAACGUCAAGGCCCUAAGCCAAGGGCAUAUGUUGAAGUAAACGACCAGGAAGCGUUAGAAAAUGCCCGAAGAAAAACCCUUUUGUGGGUUUUAGUGCGCCUACAUGCACAGAUGAACCAGAAAGUUAGUGGAUGGACUGGCUAUAACAUUUUGGUGCGCAACGAAAUUGAGGCUCGUCAAGACAAUAUCGGAUACCUCCCCACCAUUGAUGCACCUGCCACUAGCAUGUCAACUGUUCAUGAGAUUUUGGUCCGCUCCCAGAAGAUCAGAGAAGCUCUUGAACUGAAGAGCAUAGUACACGUAUUUGAUCAAGCUCUGUAUGCCAAGGCAACAGAGAUAGCUUGGAAACAUCCAGACAAGUUUUCAGAUAUUGUUAUUCGGAUGGGUGUCUUCCAUACAGUGUGCACACUUCUUUCCAUAAUCGGAAAGAGAUUCCAAGACGCUGGUUUAAGGGACGUUUGCAUUGAAUCAGGGGUAAUUGCUGAAGGUUCUGUUACAGGAGUUCUUGAAGGACGUAGAUACAACCGUGCUGUCAGGUUUCAUAACUGAUGUAUGAAGCACUCCAAAGACUUAUCUGGAAGGAUUUCAGACGUGUGUAGAAGUAAAGUUCCCCGAGAAGAAACAGUUUAUCCAAGAUUUCUUUGCCGGAUUGAAACCUUUAUACGACAACCUGUGCCAAAAGGAACAACAGAGGGUAUUGGAUAGUCAAAGUUUCCCUGAGUUUAUCACACUGUACGAUAUGUACCUUGACUAUCUACGCAAUAACAACGGGAAACUAUCUAGUUUCUGGAUGUCAUACAUUGAUCUCGUUGACAUUCUGCUGAAUAUGGUGAGAGCAUCAAGAGAAGGAUAUUGGGAGCUACAUUUAUCAGCCAUUGAACAAAUGAUACCAUGGUGCUUUGCCUAUGAUAACGUAAAUUAUGCCCGCUAUUUACCUGCAUACCUGUCUGAGAUGACCCACCUCGAAGAGACCCAUCCUGAGGCUCAUGAAUUUCUUAAGUCUGGUGGAUUCUCGGUCCAGAUCGGCCACCAAAACCCCUUUGGUAGGGUUCCAGUUGAUCAAACAUGCGAGGAGACGGUCAAUAAGGACACCCAGACAGCCGGGGGCACCAAAGGCUUCAGUCUUAAAGCAGGAGCAGUUAGCAAGUAUUAUAUAGUGUCUGAAUUUCGCAGUAUUUUUUUGAAGCAGCUGAGGGACAUGCUAAAUCUAAGCAAAUCCAAUUCUGGGCAUACUGAUCUUCAAAAAACAAGAAUUGUUAGAGACGAGGCUGACGUGAAGUCGCUGAUUGCUAUGCUAGAAAGCAACUGGAUAAACCCAUUCAGUGCUGAACAGCAGGAUCUGGUAUGCUUGUCAACCGGAAAGGUUGCCACCCAAAAGAUAGAGGAAGACUUGUUGGGCGCAAAAGCUGUUGGGGAAAAGGCAUACAAAGAAUUUCGUGCACAGCGCUUGGAGGCAAAUCCACCAGUCAAAUUUCACGAGACCCUGAAGAAAUCAAAGCUGGAGACAUUCUCUGAUCUUAACAAGAAGGUGAAAUUCAAGAGCAAAACAGCAAACGAGGUCAUCCUAAAAGCUGAUAGAGCUCUUUUUGGUCAAAUGGUUAUAAUUGCAGAAAACAGACAACUUCACAUGAGAGAUGUCCUCUGUCAUCCGUUGGGACCUCUUCCUUGGGCACUAUCCACAGUAGAUGGGUCACUACGGAAAACCAGCAAAGCAGCACUAGCAAAGGAGCUGCAAAAGAAUGUACCUGCUGCGGAGGAAAUUCCUCAGCCAUCUGCAUGCAUCAUAGAUGGCAUGGUACUAGUGCAAAGGUUGAAAGGUGACCAUAAGAAGUUUUCAGAUGUUGCUGACUCCUUGUUUGGAAUGGUUCUACAUGAGGGUGCGUCCUCGAAGAGAAUUGACGUUAUCUUCGAUGUGUAUAGAGAUAAUUCAAUUAAGAAUACGGAAAGAGAGCAUCGAGGAGCUGAGUAUGGAGAUGAAGAUCAGAUUACAACACAUUGA
Messenger RNA from Porites lobata, 3637 nucleotides. NCBI's taxonomy places the organism in Eukaryota, Metazoa, Cnidaria, Anthozoa, Scleractinia, Poritidae. The record is from the annotation of a GenBank genome assembly.